Coccomyxa subellipsoidea C-169 is the source of this 1338-nucleotide messenger RNA. RefSeq lists its product as hypothetical. The coding region runs from base 1 to 1338 and encodes 445 amino acids. Gene Ontology annotation, molecular function: calcium ion binding; mechanosensitive monoatomic ion channel activity. The record is from RefSeq and is a predicted model, not a curated record. The transcript is spliced from 8 exons. Gene Ontology annotation, cellular component: plasma membrane. Gene Ontology annotation, biological process: transmembrane transport; monoatomic anion transport. NCBI's taxonomy places the organism in Eukaryota, Viridiplantae, Chlorophyta, Trebouxiophyceae, Coccomyxaceae.
AUGCUCAUGUUUGGGGAUGAUGAUGUCAGGCCAGCAGAGGUGCAACUGACAUACGAGACGGUCAGAAAGGUGCUGUUGUGCCUUCUGCUCAUCUGCGUGGCGGACCUAAUCAAAGCUGUCCUGACGAAAUAUGUAUCGGGGCAUUUCCAUAACUCCCUUCACUUCACAAAGAUGCAGGACGCUCUGAACAAGGGGGCUGCGGGAAACCUCCAUGAUGCCGAUGAAAGAGAGUUGCAGUCAAAGCUGAAGGUGCUGGUGAAGCACAUCCGUGAGAACAAACUGCGCAUCACAUUCACUGAUGCGCUGGGCAAAGCGGCGCUCUCUGAGGGUGAUGGCGUCAGCAGUCAAAAGGAGGCCCGGCGCCUUGCUUUCUACCUGUUCUGGAACGUGAGGGCCAGUCAUGACAGGGAAUUUGUACUGCUGGAGGACCUGUGCUGCUUCUUGCCAGAGGACAAGGCCCGGGCAGCACUGUCUACGCUGGAUUGCGACGGUGAUGGGAAGAUAUCACUGGAUGACAUGCGGGAUGCUGUCAUCUCAAUCUACAAGGAGCGGAAGCACCUGGCAUUGACCCUGCGGGACACGAAAGGGGUGGUUGGAAGGUUGGAAGGCAUAUUUGCUGUAAUCAUCCACACUGUUUUUGUGUGGGCGUACCUUGUCAUCUUCAAUGUGGAUAUUGCAAAAGUGUGGGCAACCAUCACCACCAUUUUGCUGGCAUUUGUGUUUGUAUUUGGGAACUCCAUCCGCAACAUAUAUGAGGCGGUUAUCUUUUUGUUUGUGGUCCAUCCAUUUGAUGUAGGAGAUGUCUUGCUUAUCGGUGCAGAGUCAACAUGGCAUCAGGUAGAAGAGGUUGCCCUGCAGAAUAUUGUACUCAGGAGAGCAGAUGGUGUCAGAAUAUUCUUUCCCAUCACCAAGCUUUCAGUUGAGCCCGUCCUGAAUGUCUCUCGGUCCAAUAACAGAUGGGAGGGCUUCAAAGUGCUGGUGGACAUCUCGACACCUGCUGCAACAUUUGACUGUGUGGACGCCGCAGUUGCUGCUCACCUUGCCGCAAAUCCAAAUGAUUUCACUGGGAAGCAUUUGGUGGUCGCUAACAAUGCUGGCGACCCCUUGAAAUACAUGCUGUGCGUGUGGUGGGAGUACUGCCAUCAAGGGACUGAGCUGAGGAGGAUGAGUCUUGGGCGUCAUGGCCUCUACAUGGUAAUUACAAAGGCAUUACUAGAAGCUGGCGUACGCUACACUCUGCCGCCCUAUGAGAAUAUGACAGCAGCCCUGUUGAGACCUCAAGGCGAGGGACAGGCUUACAUGCCAUCGUUUCUGCAGAGGGGAGCGCUCAGACUGUAG